Molecule: messenger RNA, 282 nt
Organism: Penicillium vulpinum
Lineage: Eukaryota; Fungi; Ascomycota; Eurotiomycetes; Eurotiales; Aspergillaceae
Exons: 2
Coding region: 1-282 (93 amino acids)
Source: RefSeq, a predicted model, not a curated record
AUGUCGUCGGAUAAGGACUUCUGUGUAAGACAAUCAACUCUGGUGUGGCUUCUGGGAACAAGGGAGGUUAAAAGAGCAAUAAAGCGGCAGCAUAAACCCAAUGCUAGAACUGCAUCCCUAGUGGUCACCUGCCAGGCCCUCAGAAAAUAUCGGUACUUGCUCUUGGGGGAAACGCAGAGCCUUGGCCAAAAACAGACUGCUGAAGGAAUAUACGCACCUUAUAGCAAGCAAGCUCACUACUCGUGCUUUGGCUAUGCUUUCCCUUCUCGCCUGGCAUUUUGA